GUUGACGAAAUCAUCAAACCCAACCAAAGUUCCUGUAAAUUCCUUGUCACCACUCAACAACACCCAUAUUUUGGAUCCUAUGCACUUGUCCACCAAUUCCAAAGGCAGUAUCUGGUUCAAUGGUGUGGAUUCAGCUAUUUCAGUGCCCAUUUUGCUUUGUAUUUCUCGUGGUUUCUGUGUAGAAUUCAAUUGGAAACUCUUCAUCUUUUCGUCUCGUUUUUUUGACCUUUUCGCGUGGUGUUUGGGUUUUCGCGAACCUGUGUGUUUUUUUGUUUGUUGAGUUUUUGGAAGGCCAACGAGCAGUUUGUUAAACAAUAACGACGAACGACGACAACGAGGAUAUUCUCAUUGAAUCGGAUUGGAUUUAUAAUUGGAAAGAAUGAGUUCAGAUUUACCACUACAUUUGGCCAUAAGACCUUUGAAUUUGGAAGACAUCGAGCAGGUGCAAGAAUUGGAAAACCUGGGGUUCCAACCUUCUGAAAGAUGUAGUUUAGAAGGGUUAAAUUAUAGAUUAUCAGCAUGUCCUGAAUUAUCAUCAGGUUUAUUCAUUAGACAAUUUGAACCAAAAUAUCAUGAAAAGGACGAUGAAUUGAAAAAUAACGUGGAUGCUGAAGAUGAUGAAUUGAAUUCUGCUCCUAAAGAGAAGAAAUCACUUGACGACAUUAAUGAUGAUUAUUUACCAGAACCAAGAUCUACAAUUGUUUCUGAAAAGUUAAUUGGACACAUUUUAGGUACAAAGAUAUAUGGUGAUUUUAUUACAGAAGAAGCUAUGGAAAUUCCAAAAUUGAACUCAAAGGGUACAAUAAUAAAUGAAUCUGAACGUAAAAAAGGGCAUGUUGAAUCUUCAUUAACUAUUGGUAUACAUUCAAUUGUUGUUCAUCCAAAUUAUCAAAAGAAAAACCUAGCUACACUAUUAUUACAUGAUUAUAUACAAAAAUUAUCAAAUCAACAAGUUGGUGAUAAAAUUGCAAUCAUUGCUAAAGAAAAUUUACUACCUUUUUAUAAUAGAAUUGGGUUUAUUACCAAAGGUGUAAGCAAAUGUCAGCAUGGUGGUGAAGAAUGGUAUGAUUUGCAUUGUGCAUUAACUCCAGAAGAUGAUUUAGAUGUGUAGUAAUAUUUUGUUGUUGUGCUUUUUGUUAUCUUUGGAAUUGAUUGAUGGAAACUACUAUUACUAUAUAUAAAUAUUUUUUAAUGAUAAAAUGUGUUACAUGAAAAAUAAAGGAAUCUACAAAAGCAAAUUGUAUUGAAUAACCUAAUAAACCCUUUUAAUUUUUAUAGUCUCAGACUAAAAUAUAAUAAAUAACAACAAAAGAAGUGAAAACAAACAAAAAAAAACCUUGAGAAAAAACGAACGAUAAACCAAAACCAAAAACUAUUCAUCUAAAAAACGUUCUCUAAUCUUCAUAAUUAUCAAAUGAAGGUAAAU
Molecule: messenger RNA, 1426 nt
Organism: Hansenula anomala
Lineage: Eukaryota; Fungi; Ascomycota; Saccharomycetes; Phaffomycetales; Wickerhamomycetaceae
Gene: PAA1
Product: polyamine acetyltransferase
Exons: 2
Coding region: 380-1111 (243 amino acids)
Cellular component (GO): cytoplasm
Molecular function (GO): aralkylamine N-acetyltransferase activity
Source: RefSeq, a predicted model, not a curated record